Molecule: messenger RNA, 2568 nt
Organism: Wasmannia auropunctata (little fire ant)
Lineage: Eukaryota; Metazoa; Arthropoda; Insecta; Hymenoptera; Formicidae
Product: protein BTG2-like
Exons: 1
Coding region: 933-1511 (192 amino acids)
Biological process (GO): negative regulation of mitotic cell cycle; negative regulation of cell population proliferation
Cellular component (GO): nucleus; cytoplasm
Source: RefSeq, a predicted model, not a curated record
UCCGCGGUCGCGAGCGCUGCCAUUAGAAAGUCGUCGGCAGUCGAUGAACGCGGGUACACCGCGAGUUGGAAAGAGGGAGCGAGAGGGAGAGAGAGAUAAAAGAGAGCUGGUCCAUCCGUUCGGACGUCGCGAGAAAGUUUUAUUUGGCCAGUCUGCCGAGGCUCGGAAUACGGAAAGAGAGUGGAAGAGAUAAACGCCCCGAUCGCGGCUUUAGAAAUUUGGCUCCGCGAUACCCAUCCAUUGAGGUCUCCCGGAUCGGCCGAAUCGUCAGAAUCGAUCCGGUGAAAAGAAGCGUGACGGAAAACACAGUCUUUUCCAUCCGCGAUUUAUUCCAGUGAAGGAACUCGAGGACGAGUCGACGAGGUGAAUUCUCGGAGCCAGUGAGGGCCAGUGUAGGCGAGCGCUGAGAAACGGACGCGUGGAGACGCUUGCCCGGGACAUUGAUUUCCCCGCGUACAUCUGCAAUUGUGCGCCGGGUUGCAUCCUCAGCGGUGAGGAUCUUCGAGGGACGCUCCGGCGGUUAGCCCAUCGCGCUGGAGGGUCGACGACGUACGACGAGCGCUGUCGAGUGCUACGCAGCGACGUGGCGACGCCAUUUUGUGACUGGUACUGUGCGCUUCUUUCGGAAUCAGCGCCGUCGAGCCUACUCAUCGCCGCGCCGUGACCCGUGACACGCGCGUAUCUCCGUUCGCUUUCGUCAAUAAGUAUAAAAAGCGACGUGGAGCGCUUUUCGGCCUUCGGAUCGCCUUGGAUCACGAGAGACGGCGACGGCGUGAAAACGAGAGAGAGAGCCCGAGCAAAAGACAGUGCGUCAUCGGUGUGACUCCUAUCCGCGCACCGUCAAUCCCACCGCGAUAGAGGGGAAAAGGAGAGAGAGAGAGUUCUAUUUCGAUUUUCGUCAUCUACGCCUUCGCCCUGGGUCAUCACCGACCAUGAGACUGGAAAUCGUGUCGGCGGCGGAUUUUCUGGUGCACCUGCUGCGCCUGCAGGCGGGUCAGCUGUCGGAACGGCAAUUGGAAAUGUUCAAAUCAUCGCUGACGGAGGUGUUGCGCCACCGUUAUCGGGAUCACUGGUUCCCGGAUCGGCCGAAUCGCGGCUCCGGCUACCGUUGUAUACGCAUCAACGGUAAAAUGGACCCGGUGAUCGCGCAGGCGGGCGCGAACGUCGGCCUGCUGCCGACGGUACUGCACAGCCUGUUCCCCAGCGAGCUUACCAUGUGGAUCGACCCGUCAGAAGUGUCGUACAGGAUCGGCGAGAAUGGUUCCAUCUGCGUGCUGUACGAGCGCACCGAAGCCGAAUGCGCGGAAGAGAUCUCCCUGCAGCAGCAGCACCAUCAUCAGCAGCAACAUCAGCAUCAGCACCAGCAUCACCAUUCGCAGCAGCAUCAGCAAGUGCCGAUUAUGCCACCGCUGCAGCAGCAGCAACAGCAACAAUUCGAGAGCUGCAAGGACUCACUGCUGCUGGAGCACACGCAAUUCAGCGAGCAGAUCGCCGCAUACGUCUCCAGCUGAAUCGCCGGGCUCGCCGUCGCGCUCGUAUCCACGCUCUCGAAAUGAUCUACUGAAGCGCACGUACAUCUCGUGAUAUGUGAUAUCCCGUGUGUCGCGUCGGACCGUGCAGGUCCGCGCGCUCAACCUUUCGUGGACUCCAAACGUGCGUGCGUCGUCCCUCCUUGCGUUUAAUCUUCUCUCUUUCUCCUUUUCCUUUCUAUUUUUUCCUUCCUUUCUCUCGGUGCACCGAGAGUCUCGAGCGAAGAGUCGGUCCUCCAUCGCCGUCUCUCCUUCCUUCCCCCCCCCUCUCUCUCUCUCUCUCUCGUCUUCUACGAAAAAAAAGAAAAAAUGUGAAAACGGAGCAUCGUCGAUGAUCUGCAGCGUCGCAUUUCGUCGCGCCUCUUCUCUGCUUCGAGCGACUUCCUGCUACACGGGGGAGAGUCCAUCCUUCCGGGAGACGCGAGCUCAUCCACGCGCGUCGGUCGCCUCGAACUCGACUCUAGUCUAGUCUCGCGCUUCCCGAUUCUCCUCUCGCGCGUGAAAAAUCUCGGGAGUGAAUUGAAAAAAAAAAAGGAGCAUGUGUCGAGAAGAGAAAUGUGUUCCCGAGCGACUAGUCUGUGCGCGAUUUAUUACGCGCUCGAUCGAAAAACCAACGGAACGAGGGGAAAACAACUGUGUCGCGAUGGAAGAGUGAAAAGAAGAACGGAAGCGCAGACCAGUCGAUUUUCGUUGAUUCGACGCCUGGCUCCCCUGAAUCGUCAUCGUCAUCAAUCGCCCUACUAUCGGUCGAGUCUUUUUCGCUGGAGAAGGAUGUUUCGCGGCCGUCGCAGCGAGAAAGAACGGAGCGAGCUUGGAGCUCUCUCUCAGCAGCCGACUAAUUGAUCUCAGCACCUCCUCCACCCGCGUAACCUCCGAGCGUCUCUCGUGACGAAAGCAGCCACGCGAGGGAGGAACAACGAAGACCAGCCAGCCCUCAUCGCCCUUCCUACGUUCUCGAGGGAGUAAAAAAACCGUACUCAUACAUUUAGACACAACACAUACACGCGCAUAUAUGUGGAUGUAUGUAUAUGUAUAUAUA